Messenger RNA from Phymastichus coffea, 4956 nucleotides. Its product is annotated as otoferlin. Lineage: Eukaryota; Metazoa; Arthropoda; Insecta; Hymenoptera; Eulophidae. Gene Ontology annotation, biological process: plasma membrane organization. The record is from RefSeq and is a predicted model, not a curated record. Gene Ontology annotation, cellular component: membrane. The transcript is spliced from 27 exons.
AUGACAAGAAAAGGUCGCAAACUCGACACGUACCAGGUGUGCGUGACGAUCAUCGAGGCUCGUCAUCUCGAGCUCAACGCCAAUCCCAGGGUAGUCGUGCGAGUUGGCGAUCGCAAGAAAAAGACAGCCGUGCGCAAGACCACGGACAGCCCUUACUACGGCGAGUACUUUGUGUUCGAGCUGACUUGUACGAUGGAGUCACUGCUGAGUACGCGCAUCGAGUUGGCGGUGUACCUGUGUGGCCGCCUUGGGCGUAGUAAGUUUCACGGCUGCUGUGAUUUCGAGCUUGCGACCGUCUGGGAUCAACCCGAUCGCCAAUAUUACCACAAGUGGGCGAUGUUAACGAAUCCACGCGAUCCCGCUGCCGGCAGCAGAGGAUACGUCAAGUGCAAUAUCGCCGUGCAUGCUAAGGGAUAUAGGAUGAGGGUACCACCCGGCAGCGACGCCGAGGACGACAUAGAAGGGAAUUUGCUGUUGCCACUAGCCGACUCGAAAUAUUUUGCGACAAGACAACGCGCGAGCUACGCGUUUACGAUACAUCGGGUUGAAGAUACGCCGUCCGACGGCAAAUACUGCGUUUCCAUUUCCUUUGCUGGGAUGAAGGCAUCGACGAGUUGCGUGGAAAACGAGCGAGUGGACGAACGAUUGGUGUUUAGCGACAUGUUUCCACCGCUUUGCCAUCGCGCGAGAAUUAUCCUCAAGAGACGAAAGUCCAGCGUUACAAAAAGCGAGGAGUUCGCCACAUACUUGCUCAAUUUUAAACAUAUUUCAAAUUCUGGAGAAUACGGUUUCCUGCCGACUUUUGGUCCGUCGUUCUUGCAUUUAUACGCAAACUUAACAGACUCGAGCGGACCGAUUUAUCGAGGUCGACUUCUACUAUCUCUGAAGACGGAAAUCGAACAGAUAGAGGAUGUCUCAGGCACCGGUGUCCAGAUUCAACCUGCUGCAUCUAUCAUUCAGGACAGUCUAUGGAGAACGGAUGAGUACUUGCUGGUAGGCGUGCUCUUCGACGCGUGCAUGAUCGAUCGUGGAAUACUUGCUAGUGGCAAGACGGCAGGGAUUGGAUUGAGCUUAGGCAAUGCCGGCAGCGACGUGACGACAGGUAUUGCAAGGAUUUAAAAGGUGUCUCAUCUUUCACAUAUCCUCUAGGCAUGCCAUUUCCAUUCUAUUAUUCGAUGAAUUCAAACAGAAUCUGAGACGGGACACGCCACUCUGGACAGUCGUAGUGAAACUCCUGCCAGCAUAAUUGUCGGACUGGACCAGAGGUACAACUGCAUGCCGCUUGGUACGAAAAAACCAUGUGUUUUUGUCAAGUCGCGCUGGCCGAAUACCGAGUGGCGAGUGAGGAAUUCCAAUCGGCUUUCCUGUAUAGCGAGUUAUCUCGAAACUGAAUUAGAAAGAAUAGAAUCACUACUCUCGUUAGAAAAUGAGAAAGCUUACCUUGCCUACAACAUAAUAACGCGCAACCUCAAACGAUGUUGCGUUGGAUACUUAAAUAGCUUGCCAGACUUUGCAACCAUUUGCAAAGGUGGCAAUAAAGAAGACAUUCAGUCUUGUUUAACGGCUUUGGACAGGCACAGAUUGAAUCAUUGCAAGCGGGAAAUCGAAAGAGUCUUGGAAAGAGUGAAAAUCAAUGGAGAAUUGACAGAUAAUCGGUUUAUUAGAAUCGCUAUGGCUCACGUUUAUAAGCAUCAUAAGACAAUUAAACUGUUGUGCGACGAUCCUCAACACAGUCUGCCCGACGUGUUUCUUUAUCUGCAAACGACAACGCGACACUUAGCUUUCGCUCGUUUACCUUCAUCGACUGUCACUUACGCAGUCGAACGUCCCGAACGAGGUGUCAACUGCGGUAAACGUUUAGAUGUAUUUCUUUAUCGUCGUGGCGACGAGUCGGAUCGACAACCAGCUUGCAAGCUCGAACUCUUUCUCUGGCUUGGCGAGUCAAAAUUCGCGAAUGAAUGUUGGAAUUGGCUACCGCCAGGAUUUACAACAGGCGAUAGAACUACGAUGUUCCCAGAAUUUUUGGAAUACGACAAAGUGUCGAAAUACCAACUACGAGCUCACAUAUAUCAAGGAAGAUUCGAACCGGGAAUGGAUUCUUCUGGUUUACUGGACCCUUUGCUGCGUGUCUUUUUUCAAGGCUAUACCAUGGCCACAAGGGUCAUUAAACAGACACUCGACCCAUUCUGGAACCAAACUCUAGUGUUUCCAGCAGUGGUAAUAUGCGGCGAAUGCGAGUACGUGAAAAAACAACCGCCCAAAGUCGUCAUAGAAGCUUUCGACAGAGAUUAUUGCAACAGCUUCGAACUGUACGGCCGUUGCAUCGCCACGCCACUGGUCAAGCUAUUCAACGACGACUAUGAGCCAGCGAGCAAACUAAGCUGGCAUCGCUUCCCAAACGGUGGUGCCGUAUUGGCUGCACUCGAACUCAUCGAGAUCGGCGAUAAGUCCAAUGAAGAAGAAUCUCCGGCCGACGGUGGCAAACAGAUAAUCCGCAUCCCGGAAAACAUAAGACCUCGCACGGCAAAUUUUCGCCUGGAAGUGAUAUUCUGGGGCGUCCGCGAUUUGCGUCGUGUGCGCCUCGUAGCCGUUCACCGUCCAAAAAUUAUCGUCGAGUGCGCUGGUACGAGAGUUGAGUCGCCGGUUAUGAAUAACGCCAAGCGCUUCGCAAAUUUUAAGGAGAUUUGGGCGAGCGUCGAUUUUGAAAUGCCCGAAAAUGAAGCUUACUAUCCACCGUUGACCAUCAAAGCCUACGAUUCUCGUGGUUUUGGCUACUUCAAUUACAUCGGCGUAUGUAGUCUGCCAACAAUAAGCCUAUUCGUGCAACGGCUGCUCACUCGGGCCGAGUACGAGGCUGCAAUUUAUCACGUCGGCGGUACGGCGAGGAAGUCUCGACCAUCGCCGGCUGUUACCCGCCAACACGAAGUGGCGAUAGAUCUCGAGGACGAUGAGACAACGGCGUUGACAAGCUACAAAAAAUUGGCUGCUAAGCCUACCGCUACAGUCGGAUUCUCGGCUCGCAGGCUGCUUAAAGGUCUACUUAGUUGGCGAAGAAGAAGGAAGACCGAGCACGUAGACGACGACGUUGCUGCGCUCGACAGGAACGAAUCGCACGACUGGUGGAGCAAGUACUAUGCCUCUCUUGAGGAAGAAAAGGAUCGAGAGCGUGGCCUGCUGCCAAAUUCUCGGCGCUUAGCGACUUUUAAAGUUUACAAUGGCGAAUUGGAAGCGCAAGCCGAAUUCGAUGGUUUUCAAGACAGAUUACGAACUUUUGAGCUUAAACGUGGAAAGAAAGUCGUUGGCGAGGACGACGACGAUUACGGUUGUGCAGGAAAAUUCAAAGGUUUUGUAACAGUGUAUCGCUGGCCUCAUGCCGACGGUUUCAAUUGCGUCAACUUGGCAGGUAGGAACGCCAACCAAGGUCUUCUCACCGACUAUCCAUCUACCGCGCCUCUCAAACUUCUUGUGCGUCUUUACGUUAUCAAAGCCAUCAACCUGAGACCCAGUGAUUCUUUGAGUGGCAAAGCCGAUCCGUAUUUACGCCUAACACUUGGUAAAAGUCGCAUCAACGAGAGAAAGAGAUAUUUGCCAAAUCAGCUUAAUCCAACCUUCGGCAGAGUGUUCGAGUUAGAGGCAACAUUUCCGCACGACCACACCUUAACGAUUCAAGUCUGGGACUACGAUACAAGCUCAUCGGACGAUUUGAUCGGCGAGACACGUAUCGACCUGGAAAGUCGUUUCUACAGUCGUCAUCGCGCUCAUUGUGGCCUUGCCAAACGUUACCACCUCAUCGGUUACAACCGCUGGCGUGAUCGCGAACGACCGUGCCAGAUUUUAAGACAACUCUGUCGCAGACAUGGUUUACCUUUGCCCGAGUAUUGGAAGGAUCAUGUAGCCAUUGGCAAGGUCAAGUUUUAUUGCGCGAGAGACGUCGAAGAUGAUGCUGAAGUAGAAGAGCGAAUGGCACUUAGUGUUCUACAUCGUUGGUCGGAGAUGUCACACUGCGGAUGCACCCUCGUGCCUGAGCAUAUCGAGCGACGGCCGCUUUUCAAUCUCAAAAGGCCCCAACUCGAGCAGGGUCGACUCGAGAUGUGGAUUGACAUGUUUCCCGUGGAUGAGUUACCAUUGAAACCAGCAAUCGACAUAAGCCCACAGCCGCCGGAAAACUAUGAAAUACGCGUGAUUGUCUGGAACACGGAGGACGUGCCACUCGUCGACAGCCAGUUUCUCACCGGUGAAAAGUGUUCCGACAUCUAUGUCAAAGGAUGGAUUUUGCCGGAAGAUACACAGUGCACGGAUGUACAUUACAAUUCUUUGACGGGAGAAGGUAAUUUCAACUGGCGCUUCGUUUAUCGGGUGACCUGGGCGAAAGGCGAACGAAUGAUGAUUAUACGGCGAAAGAGUUCUGUAUUCGCUCGACAAGAGACCGAGUUGAAAAUGCCUUGCAAGCUUACGCUGCAGGUUUGGGAUAGUGAUCAUUUCUCCAAGGAUGACUUUCUUGGUGCACUGAGCCUCGACCUAGCGAACAUGCCGAGAGGCAGCCAUAGUUCGACGAACUGUACUCUGAGGCUGAUUGAUCCGCAGUCGCCGCGAGUCAGCUUGUUUAGCGUACAGAGAACUCGUGCUUGGUGGCCUCUCGCCAGUAUCGAUGUGGAUAGCAAGCAUAAGCCUGCGGGCAAGAUCGAGCUCGAGUUAAGUCUACUGACAGCAUCCGAGGCAGAUAAACGACCAGUAGGAAAAGCUCGCGAACCACCUGAAGCUUUAUCACCACCCGAUCGGCCUGACACGUCAUUCUCCUGGUUUCGGAAUCCAUGGAAAGCAUGUUGCUUUGUGGUCUGCCGCUACUACAGAUGGAGAAUUCUAGGCUGCUGCAUGUGCACCUUACUUGUACUAUUAAUUGGCUGUGCCAUUUAUGCCUUUCCCGGUUACCUCGUCAAGCGUUUUCUUGGAGCUUAA